UGUCUUGAUGACUUGGUUUGAUAAUGAUGAUGUGCGGCGGUUGCGGCAAUGCGGCAGUCACAAAGCUUAUCUUAAGCCGCAACGGCGUUGAGCGCGCGUAGUGCACGUCGUCGCUCUUUCGUAGUUUCGUGUCUGGUUUUUUCCAUGCUUUUGUCUUUUGAGUUUUGGCAGUUGCCACUUGCCAGUUUAGCACCGCGGUGGUUGCCGUUUAGUGAAAAUGUUAAAUAGUAAUUAUUAUAAUGUACCAUAAUAUAAUUGUCAAUGGGCCUAUUACGACUUACGGUAAUAUUACAUGUAUAUUUAUAAUUUAUGUUUAAUUACAUGUCUAAACUCUCAAUUUCUUGACAUUGUGCACUCACGAUAAGAAUUGUAAAUUUUGUAUAUUAUUUAUGUGUGCACCGUACACUGACUGUCUACCGGCGUCACUCCGACUCACCUACUUCGUUAUCUAUAUUAUAUACGACUCCGCACCAUGGAGUAGUAGACAGUUCAACAGUAAGUUGUAACGUCUUGUACUUCUUGUAGACAGUCAACUACACUCUACAAUCGACAGUUAUCAGUUAUCAGUGAUCAGUCGUCGGUUGUGUCCGUGUGGGAGAUCGGUCGUUCCCCGUCCCAAACUUCUAAGUUCUAACGUUACUUAUUAGCUAUAACAAUUGUACAAGAUAUUACAGUUCGGUUCGGGGACCGGCUCUUGCGCACGAGGAUUUAGUUUUCGACUUUUCGUCUAUCGGAUGUAAUGGAUGUAUAGACGUGUUCACUUAUUGGAUACGACUCUCAUUAUUAGAUAACUCAUUCAUUGUCAAAGGUGAAGGCUCUUAAAAAUAUCUGCUUAAAGGAUAUUCAUUCAACAUUUGAAUUAAUAAAUGUAACAAUUAUAACUUUUAAAACCAGUGAUUUUAUCUUCAUCAAAAUAGUUUGAAUAUUACCUAGUAUAUUGAAAUUGCAUUGUCAUAAUGGAAGAAGAAAGUAUAAAACUAAAUGAAAACCCAGUAAAACAUGAAUUUGAAGCUGAAGAAUUUCAAAAUGAAAAUAAGAAAACAUUUAAUUGGGCUGAGUUUUUAGCUUGUGUAUCUGUAGCAACUACUAACUUACACACAGGAUUUGCUUUGGGAUUUUCCGCAAUACUUAUACCACAACUUGAAAAAUACAAUGAUGAAAUGGGCAAGAUAAGCAAUUCUCAAUCUUCUUGGAUUGCCAGCAGUAUUUCAAUAGCUGCUCCAUUUGGAUGUCUGUUUAUAGCUUUUACGCUGGACAGAAUUGGUCGUAUAUCCACGUUUAAAAUUUCUCUAUGGCCAUGUUUUAUUGGAUGGAUGUUAAUUGCUCUUGCUUUUAACCCAAAGAUUAUCAUCAUUGGAAGAUUAUUGACCGGAUUUGCUAUGUCUGUUGGUACAAAUUCAGCCAAUGUGUAUAUGGCAGAAAUAUCUAGUCCAAAACUUCGAGGUUCCAUGAUGUCAAUAGGUUCUGUGAUGUUAUCUUUUGGAAUAUUAUUAAUGUACUGCACUGGAUUAUAUCUACAUUGGCGUAUUGUUGCAUGGAUAGCAUUUGUUGGGGCAUUUUUCCCAGUUAUCAUGACUGCAUUUUGGACACCUGAAAGUCCUGUUUGGUUAAUUCAUAAAGGGCAAGAUGUUAAAGCUUUAAAAUCUUUAGCAUAUUUAAAAAACUCUAAAUAUUGUGCAGGUAGUGUACAAGAAACUUUUAACGAGAUGAAAAGUAUUAAAGAAAAAAAAGAUUUAUUAAUUAAUAAAGAAAUGGAAAAAAGUAAUGUGUUUAGGCGUAUAGCCUGGCAUUUGUCUAAGCCAACUGUUUUUAAACCUGCACUUUUUAUGGUUGUAUUCUUUGUUUUACAACAAUUUACUGGAAUUUAUACAUUUCAAUUCCACGCUGUUAAAAUGUUGCAUGAAGUUGCUCAAGGUAUCGACAUCAAAUUUGCCACUUUACUGUUUGGUUUGUUUCGGUUCUUAUUAAGUUUCGUGGCAACAGGAAUGUUACAUAAUUACGGUAGACGUCCGCUGUGUAUGAUUAGUGGUAUUAUCAUGGGAAUUACCUUGUUCAUUUCUGGAUUAUGUUUUUAUUUAAGAACUAAUGGUGAUGAAAGUAUUAUUAUGACAUGGAUAUCAUUAUUGUGUAUGUUACUCUAUAUUUCUGCUGGCUCUGUCGGUAUAAUGCUGAUUCCGUGGAUAUUGCCAAGCGAAAUGUUUCCGACCGAGGUAAAAGGAUUACUUAUUGGACCCAUUAUGGCAUGGUGUAAUGCAGUCAUGUUUGUUGCAGUUCAUUUUUACGGAGAUCUUAAAAGAAUAUUGGGUGGUAUGCUAGGCAUUUUGUGGUUCUAUAGUUUCAUAUCAAUUCUAACAGUGUUUUUUGUGUGGGUGUUUAUUCCCGAGACACAUAAAAUGAAAUUAUUCGAAAUAGAAGAUUAUUUUAAAGAUAAUACUAUAUUCUUACUAAGAAAAAAAAAGACUGUAAAAAAAGAACAAUUGUGUGUGUAAUAUAUUAAAUUUUUUUUAUAUAGAACAAAUGUUCUUAAUUGUAAUUGUAAAUUGUUCUAUAUUUAUAUUCUAACUUGAUUAUACUGAAGAUAAUUACUUUUUGUUCAAAAUGUUCAAUAUUAAAUUAAAAUUCAAAAAUUAUGUUUUAGUUUUUGUAACAAAUUUUGCUUAAAAAAUAAUACUGUACAAAUUAACUAUUUAUAUUUGGUAUAUAUUAAUAAUAAACUUUUCUUAAAUAUAAGGUCAUAUUUUUGUAUUGUUAUAUUU
Molecule: messenger RNA, 2756 nt
Organism: Metopolophium dirhodum (rose-grain aphid)
Lineage: Eukaryota; Metazoa; Arthropoda; Insecta; Hemiptera; Aphididae
Product: facilitated trehalose transporter Tret1-2 homolog
Exons: 11
Coding region: 957-2489 (510 amino acids)
Biological process (GO): transmembrane transport
Cellular component (GO): membrane
Molecular function (GO): transmembrane transporter activity
Source: RefSeq, a predicted model, not a curated record